Messenger RNA from Chenopodium quinoa (quinoa), 1748 nucleotides. RefSeq lists its product as uncharacterized. The record is from RefSeq and is a predicted model, not a curated record. NCBI's taxonomy places the organism in Eukaryota, Viridiplantae, Streptophyta, Magnoliopsida, Caryophyllales, Amaranthaceae. The transcript is spliced from 8 exons. Bases 392 to 1372 code for a protein of 326 amino acids.
UUUUGAGGAGCUUCCUCACCAGCUGAGCAUUGACCAAAGAACUGUCAUACAGCAAACCGAUCCAACAGCAGGUCCUGUGUUGCCAGACUACCAACCCUUGGGAUCCAUUCCACGUGCAAUAUAUGUUGAUGGCAAAUAUGCUGUUAUUGGAGUGGUCUUAUUUGUGGAAGAACAAGCGCGUGAGAUCAUCUCUACCACUGGACGGAAAAAUCUUGUUCAUGAGAUUGUGAUCACUGACCAAAGCAAUGAUCAACCUGUCACAAUUGCAACUUGGAAUGAUUUAGCUGGAAGAGACUGUGACCUACUCACUAAUUGGGCUGAGAAAUUUCAAAUUGUAGGAUUUACAUCUCUUCGCCCUGCCUCUCGCAGAGGUUUUGCCCUGACAACUAACAUGUCAACACGAGUCAUACAUGAGCCAAAGGGAUACGGGGCUAAUGUUUUACGCGAAUGGGCUAGGCUCUACUCAACAAUGCUGCUGGAUAGGCAAUCGAGGGUGCUCCAAGUAAGACACCCAUGCGAUGGGAAAACACUGCUAACAGUGGCUGAACUGAAGCUCAAGAAGGCCUGCAAUGCACUUCAGGAUGAGCGCUUUUGGCUCAGAAUGACAAUCCCACAGCCUGAACUGGACAAAGUUAAUGCAUAUGCUGGUUGUAGUAACUGUUCAGAGCGUACACAUGUGCCAGUUGGAACACAUUAUCCUUGCAGUGUUUGCCGUAAACCAGAUUGUGUCUCUACUCACAGGAUCACUUUUAAGUUUGACGCUGCAGAUGACACGGGAACAAUGUCAUUCACAGCUUUUAACGAUGAUACUGAGAAGCUCUUUGGAAAUUCAGCUGCUGAAAUUUGCAGCAUCAAAAACACUGAAAACUAUGAAGCCUUUCAGUACAUACAGUACUUACUCCAGAUUAAGCCAAUUUUAAUCAAGGUUGGACCAACACUAGCUCUCUCAAGAAACAAUGUUCUGCAAUGGCAGCUGAAAGGUCUGGAACUGGAACUGGAACGUGAAUCUGAAACUCCCAGCGCACCAAUGAACUUGAAGCAGGCAAUGAAUGAAGAACUCAAGGAGCUUGUGCACACCUCAGAAGAAAACAAGUAUUCGCAGAACAAAGAACUUGCUGUGUUUUAUUCUGAAGAAGAAGGGUCUUCUGAACCUGCUGAUAUACCAGUUCCAGCUAGGAAAAAACUCCGCACUGGUCUCUUCUCUGAACCAACCUUGGCAACAAAUCAAGCAGUCUCUUUGCCAGAAACAUCAAAAGUUGCUGAUCAUGUUACUACAGCUCCUGUCACUGCUACUAAGCCUGUUUUAGCCACUCCAGUAAAGAAAGAAGCAAGCAAGGAGAGCUCAUCUGCAACUUCUCCUAAUCAGGCAUGAACUUUUGAAGAUCACUCUCUAAUGGAGCAUUCCACUUAUCGUACAUAGAACUCGCUGCAACACUAGCACCAGUGAUUCAAUUGCAGUGUAUCUCCUCAGCAACGGUUAAAGUCUGCACCUACUUUUGUAAACUUUGUUCAAUCAAAUGUGCAGUUUGUUUUGGAAAGGUCUUACAUCACUUACAUUAGUGUGUGUUGUUUAAGAACCCUUAACUAUCAAACUUAGCCUAAAUAUUUUAAGGGGUUUAAAGGAACAUAGACAGUAGUAUAUGUUCCUAGAAAACACCAAAGUACAACAUUAGCUGUGCUUAGCAGUUUAUCUAAGCUUGUGUGUACAAUGCUUAAUUAUUAAUAUAUGCCUAUUACCGUUGCUGUUA